AGCUAAAAAAUCUCAACUUUUCUGUCCCUUUAAAUAAAAAGAAAAGUAUGAGUCAGAGAGAGUUCAGGAAUUGUUACUUCUUUCUCUUACGAGGGGAACCAGUGCAUCAUUUUUAUGAGAGUGGAGCAUGCUGCCCAUCGCUAGCUAGCUCUCUGCGCAUGCUAGUUAUCUAGCUAACUAUAUCUGCGCGUGCGCGGUGUUGGAGUGGGCGUGGUGUGUAGAGCGCGUGAGAGCCGUUUGGCGUCUUGUCAAAGUUUUUUGCGAGUUUGUUUGUUUUUUUUUAUUUUCUUCCAUUAAUUUAUCGAAGCUCUAGUUAUUGAGUUAUCGGUGGGUAGUGAAAGUUAAGAGUGGGUGAAGGUGAGCGGGACGCCAUGGCCUCCGAGGCCGGAGAGGAGACGCUGUCUCUCCGCCAUGGCGUCAGGUGUGUACCGGGGAAUGGAGAACAGGUGGAGGAGGUUCUGCUGGCGGUGGGAGAGCAGGGAUAACACCGACACCCGCGCCCGUACCAGCAGUAACACCGACACACGCGCCCGUACCAGCAGUAACACCGACACCCGCGCCCGUACCAGCAGUAACACAGACACCCGCGCCCGUACCAGCAGUAACACAGACACCCGCGCCCGUACCAGCGGUAACACCGACACCCGCGCCCGUACCAGCAGUAACACUGACACCCGCGCCCGUACCAGCAGUAACACCGACACCCGCGCCCGUACCAGCAGAAACACCGACACCCGCGCCCGUACCAGCAGAAACACCGACACCACAGACAGUUUUCACUUCAAGCCCUACACCGCUAUCACCGGUGGAGACAGUGACCCCACACAACCGCAGCAGAAGAAGCUACAGGACAAGAACAUUGAGAAGAAUAAAACUAAACCGGAAAUAAUAAGGGAGGAGAGGGACAAGGUGGGGGAAUCGUCUGAACAAGCACAGCGUAAUGUUGAGAUGUUGGAGGACUUGGGCCCAGAGUGCAGUGAAGGAGCGGCAGGAGAGGAACCGCCACAGACAUGGAGGAGGAAAGAGUCACCCCAGAACAACCAGAACAAUGAUCCUGCAGCCUCCAGAAGAUCUCGUGAGGCAAAUACAGAGAUUGGCUAAAGGCACCAGUGCUGUAUCUACCCAGACAAGAAGGAGGACAAGGCCUAGUAGAUGUUGGGUCCAGAGUGAAGACAUUCAAACUCCAAGUGGCUCAGAGACUUCUCUACAGGCAGGAUGUGAGCUGGGCUGGGAUAGCGUGCACCUUACUGAGGAAAUCAGGUAAUAUGGGCCUAGAUUGCCACUUGCUCUUGAUGGACGUAAACAAGAUGGAUCUUACAGGACUAACGCCAUUUUAUAGAUGGUUAAUGAAAGCAUGGACACUUUUGGUGUUGUCCCAGUAAUAGCAGCGGGCUGUGUGUAGUGCUCUUCUGCAUUAUAGAACAGUUACCAAUGUACUUUAAUGCUUUUCCAUGUCUGUUUUUUUGAGUGAGAGUGCGCGCUACGAUACUCAGUGUCCACUGGUUCAGUUUGUUCUGACUUCAGUCCAAACCUGACACCUUCACAUUCAUCAGGCACUUGGAGAUGUUUUGGGCUCAGCUGGUGCUUUGGGAAAUGGUAUAGACACUGGCCUAUGUGCUGUUUUUGUGGGCAAGGGGUCUCACUGGGGACGCUAUUUGGAAUGCUAUUGUGUAGCUGUGCCUUUACCAUUUUGACUCUUGUCCUGGAGUCAGGAUCAUACUGCUGGUACUGGCAGUGUCAGGUUCUUUUAAGAACACACUUACACAUGCUACGCUACUCACGGUAGGCCAUUACCAUUCCGUUUCUUUCCAACAAAAAACAAGCUUUUUACUGCAUUAAAACUCAUGUUGUGUUUCAGUAAAAGGAAAUGCUGCAUCCAUGGAAUUGUCAUUGCCAUGUCAUUGCACAUAGGAUUAAAACAAAUGCUUUGUUUCUACUUAUGUUGCUUGUAGCAUUUUAAG
Molecule: messenger RNA, 1961 nt
Organism: Ictalurus punctatus (channel catfish)
Lineage: Eukaryota; Metazoa; Chordata; Actinopteri; Siluriformes; Ictaluridae
Exons: 2
Coding region: 412-1101 (229 amino acids)
Source: RefSeq, a predicted model, not a curated record